Argentina anserina (silverweed cinquefoil) is the source of this 2241-nucleotide messenger RNA. RefSeq names its product heterogeneous nuclear ribonucleoprotein 1-like. The transcript has 6 exons. Gene Ontology annotation, biological process: regulation of gene expression. Gene Ontology annotation, cellular component: chromatin; nucleoplasm. The record is from RefSeq and is a predicted model, not a curated record. Bases 59 to 1114 code for a protein of 351 amino acids. NCBI's taxonomy places the organism in Eukaryota, Viridiplantae, Streptophyta, Magnoliopsida, Rosales, Rosaceae. Gene Ontology annotation, molecular function: RNA binding.
CUAAAAAAUCGCUUCCACAUCUCUCUCUCUCUGAAAAUCCUUCACCACCAAAUCGGACAUGGCUUCCAAGAAAGGCGACUUCAACCCUCACUCCGGCGACGGCGCUAGCCCUGGAAAAAUCUUCAUCGGAGGCUUGGCCAAAAACACCACCCUCGAGACGUUCAUUAAGCACUUUGAGAAGUACGGGGAGAUUAUAGACUCUGUGAUCAUGAAGGACCGCCAAACCGGGAUCCCUCGGGGUUUCGGCUUCAUUACAUACUCCGAUCCCUCUGUUGUUGAUCAGGUUAUCCAAGAGACUCACGUCAUUAAUGACAAGCAGGUUGAGAUUAAGAGAACUAUUCCGAAAGGUGCUGGGCAGGCUAACGAUUUCAAGACUAAGAAAGUUUUUGUAGGCGGGAUUCCGAGAACUGUUACGGAAGAUGAACUGAAGGAUUUCUUUUCUAAGUAUGGUAAUGUGGAGGAGCAUCAGAUCAUACGCGAGCAUGCCACUAACCGCUCUCGAGGGUUUGGAUUUGUUGUUUUCGAGAGUGAAAAAGUUGUUGAUAACUUGCUGGCCAAUGGUAACAAAAUUGAUAUGGAUGGAACACAGGUUGAGAUCAAGAAGGCUGAACCGAAGAAGGCCUCAAACCCUGCUCAUGUUCCUGCCUUCAGUAGAGACUCUAGGCCACAACCAUACCCUGCUAGUUAUGAUUUAGCUGGUAACACAUAUAGUGGUUAUGGCCUUCCUCCUUAUGGCCCUCCUUCCUAUAGGUCACAUGGGGAUUUUGGCAAUAGGUUUGAUAAUUACAAUGGUUAUUCAGAUGCUAAUGACAUUGGUGUUGGUUUCGAGGGUAUCCGAGGUGGUCCUUUUCCUGGUUAUCAUGGAGAUUCUUCAUUUGGGUAUCCUAGUAGAUUUUCAUCCUAUCGUGGUGGGCUUGGUGAGGGAUAUGGUGGUAACGGGUUAGGUGCAUAUGGGCGUGAAGCUCGGGGCUAUGGAAGUUAUGCCGGUGCAGUCUCAGGUGAUGGUUAUGAAUCAGGGCCUGGUGCUAGUUAUGAAGGUCCACGAGGCUUGUAUGGAGCUAGUAGGGGGGCAGGUUAUGGUGGCAGUAGUCGUUACCACCCUUAUGGAAGGUAGAAUUGUGUCUAAGCUUUCGUAGAGAAGUUGCUUGCUGGUUCCAUCGUACCUAGGCACUACCUCAAGAGGCACUAGCUAGAAGAGCAGAAGAACCACUAGUUUCACCCUGUUGCAAGUUUAGAUCAUCAUCAAUUUAGAAGACUUUGUUAUGUUUAGUCAUAUGUUUUCUGUCCUUUUGAUAGUUAGAAGCGGUUACAGUUAUGUGGUGACGUUUAUUAGAAUCAACUUAGUGUAGUUUGUGUUCUGAUAUUCAUUUGAUUUUAAGCACUGUGUGCCAGUUUUUUGUUUUUUUGGUUGGCUAUUAUGCAUUGUUGGGAGAUGAUUAGUGAAUUAGCUAGUUCACUUAUGUCCACACUGGUCAUGAAUGUAGACCAAUUAUCUUUAUUUACCUAAGAGCGUGCAUUGUUGUGAGAUAAUUAGUGAAGUAGUUUACAUAUGUCCACACAGGCUACAAAUUUGGAUUGAUUGCAAUUGUAGGUUCUUUAACAGCUAUGGCCAGCAAGUAGAAAAUAUCUGUUACCAUUGUUUUCUUCUGGUGGUAACUAGUACCAUAAAUUACUUGGUUUACAGUUUCAGAUUGAUAGUGGACAGGUUUUGCAUUGUCUCAAGUCACAUAAUUACAUAAGGAUUGGACCGGCACGUCCCUUAGUUUCAGACUCAUGCUUAUGACUAUUCUCAGUUAACAUAUAUUAUCAUCAGGAAUUGAAAAUAUCUGUUGUGUAGUUCUUAAAGGAGGUCCAUGGGGCCUGAGCCAAAGAUGAAUCCAAGCUCAACAUCCGCUUCUCGUGGAUAAGCUUCUCUCAGACUCUGCAUAUGAGGGGCAUGGAGGAAAGAUGCACGCUCCCUGAAGAUUUAUGUCUGUCCAUGGCCCUAAAAUUAGCGGACUCCAUUGAUCUCUUUGUGAUUGGAGCCUGCAAUGUGAGAAUGUGAUUCACAAUUGUCCUUCAAGAGACGUGCAAGGUGAGAACGUGCCUCCGUCUUCCAAGAGACAACCGCAGGUUACUGCAAGGGGUCGAGGUGCGAGAUCAUGAGCAAUCUUUUAAAUCGGUGCAAAUGCCUUAUAAUUGGGAUGUAUAUUUCUCGUACCAAUUGGAUUUGGAAAAUAGAAGCUACCCUCUGUCCUUGAA